AGUCCCCACUAAAACGACCAAAAACCACCGCGAACAUUUCGAUUUGUUUUUCUCCGGUAUCUUUCCCUCCAAUUCCUACGUUAACAUUCCCCUCUCCGACAAACGAACUUCCCCUUCGCGCCACCUUAAACGACAGCGUUUUCGUCGAUGGCCUCCCCGUACAGAGAUCGGACAGCCGAGUUCCGAUCACUACUCCAAACGCUUCAAAAGAUCGGAGGGGUCUCAUCCGUCAAUGAUAGUCAUCUCCAAAACGACCACGUUUCCAAACCGGCUGCUCCUCUCUGUUCCAGAUCCGAGUUCAAUAAGAAGGCUUCCUUAAUCGGAUCGGGUAUCCAAGAAACCUCUCAAAAAAUCGUUAGACUUGCCAAAUUGGCAAAAAGGUCAUCCAUGUUCGAUGAUCCGAUUAUGGAAAUACAGGAAUUAACUGCUUUGAUAAAGAGUGAUAUUACCGCAUUGAAUAUGGCACUUUCGGAUUUGCAAACACUUCAAAACAUGGAGAUUGCAGAUGGAAAUUAUUCCGAGGAUAGAGUUGUUCACUCGACGACGGUUUGUGAUGACUUGAAGGGCAAGUUAAUGGGUGCUACGAAGCAUCUUCAAGAUGUUUUAACUGCAAGAACUGAGAAUAUCAAGGCUCAUGAAAACAGGAAACAGAUAUUUUCAAAAAAUGCAUCUAGAGAGAACCCAUUUCAGCGUCAAACAGAAUCUGUGACUGAGCCACCUCCUUGGUCAAGUUCUUCAACUGCCUCUGGGAGUUUACCACAGUCAGGACUGCCACCAAAUGGAGUUCAAGCUGGCAGCCAACUGAGACGAAGGCCAGCUGUGGAUGGCACACCUUCCCACCACAUGGAAAUGUCCAUGUUACAGCAGGUAGUUCCCAGGCAAGAGCACUACUCACAAAGUAGGGCAGUUGCUCUUCAAAAUGUUGAAUCUACAAUUUCAGAACUUAGUGGGAUCUUUACACAUCUUGCUACGAUGGUUGCACAGCAAGGAGAACUAGCUAUCAGGAUUGAUGAGGACAUGGAUCAAUCAUUAGCUAAUGUUGAAGGUGCUCGCAAUGCUCUACUGAGGCAUCUUAACCAAAUAUCAUCCAAUAGAUGGCUUUUAAUCAAGAUAUUCAUUGCAAUUGUCUUUUUCCUGGUGGUCUUUAUCAUCUUCGUGGCUUGAAUGUGAUAACUUGAGAUUCCAAUAUAUCCCUUCUUGUUGUUGCAUGGAGUUGACAUCCAUGUAUAGCUUACUUUGUCAUAUUCAUUCUGUAUAUUCAAUUGGCAUUGCCAUUAUUUUCAGAUGGCACUAGCUUGUAUAAAUGAUGCAGGCUUCUAGUUGUGUUGAGAGAAACAUAACUACACCAUACCUUAUUGCUUGUAACCAUGUUGAAAACCCAUUUUGUUCAUCAAGAGGUUGUUGUAAUUUGCAAAAAAAUGAUUAAUUGAUAUCUAAGUCAUGCAAUGAUAAUUCAAAAGUAUUUUUUUUGCUUCUGCUAUCUUUCAUGUUAUUUUUUAUAUUUCAAAUCCAGAUGAAUUUGCAGUGUAAUAACCGAUAGUAGGUUUGAAGCCCUGGAAUGAUCUUGGUGCUCUGCUCAUUGAAUACCAGGCUUCAAGAGAUGCAGGCUGGCAUCAGGCCCUACUGCCAGUGAAAGAAGCCAACACCUGUCCACCCAAGUUAGAGGAUUCCAACUCGGAAUCUGUAUGGUUAUGUUCUUGUUUUAUCCAUUUAAGUCUUAUGGCUGCGAAGUAAGAGCCUUUUGUCGAAGUCCCAGGGCAUGAAAAAUGGGCAUUGAAGGACGUGUCCUUCUGUAGAAGUAAUUCGGGUCAUCGGAUAUAAGGUUUCCUGGAAACUUGUUGAUCAUUCAUCCUUGAACCAUGUGGAUUCCCUGACCUUAGAAGGAAUAUUGUUCUAACCCUUGGGACCGGUGGGGGUGCUGUGAUAGAAGCAACCCAGUGCCAAAAAGACUCUGUUUUACUUGUGCAGAUUUAUGGAAGGAAUAGUUUUCUUUGCCCUGUCUCUCCCUUCUCUU
Molecule: messenger RNA, 2014 nt
Organism: Theobroma umbraticum
Lineage: Eukaryota; Viridiplantae; Streptophyta; Magnoliopsida; Malvales; Malvaceae
Gene: SYP31
Product: syntaxin of plants 31
Biological process (GO): intracellular protein transport; vesicle fusion; endoplasmic reticulum to Golgi vesicle-mediated transport
Cellular component (GO): Golgi membrane; SNARE complex; endomembrane system
Molecular function (GO): SNAP receptor activity; SNARE binding
Source: RefSeq, a predicted model, not a curated record